GCCACUUCCGGGCGGCCUCGCUGGGGCCGCUGCGUCACUUCCGGGCGCCGCCUCACUUCCGCCUGCUCUGGCGCGGCCGCCCGGCCUGCCCCGCUGCUGCUGGCGCGGCGCCCUGCGGGGAGCGGGGGCGCUCGCAGAUGCGGAGGUCGCGGGGCUAGGGCGCAUCAUGGCGGCUCCCUGGAAGAGCGCGCUGCUCCUACUGCUGGCGUCUCAAGCUGUGUCCUCGGUGAGCUCCUCUGACGAGGAGGAGCAAGUUCCAGAAGAAUGGGUCCUUCUGCACGUCGUUCAGGGUCAGAUAGGAGCUGGGAAUUACAGCUAUUUGAGGUUAAAUCACGAGGGAAAGAUAGUUCUUCAGAUGCAGAGCUUGAAGGGCGACGCAGACCUGUACGUGUCUGACGGCACGCUCCACCCGAGCUUUGACGACUACGAGCUGCAGUCCGUCACCUGCGGCCAGGACGUCGUCUUUAUUCCAGCGCACUUCCAGCGCCCCGUGGGCAUCGGGAUCUACGGACACCCGUCUCACCACGAGAGCGAGUUUGAGAUGAAAGUGUACUACGACCGCACCGUCGAACAGCACCCGUUCGGCGAGGCCGCCUACUCGGACGGCAGCGAUCCGAGUCACAAGCACGCUUACGCUCCGGAAGAUGCGUCUCAGGAAGAGGAGUCCGUGCUCUGGACAAUACUAAUUAGUAUUUUGAAGCUGGUACUUGAAAUUCUCUUUUGAUUUCACUGCACAUACUCUGGAGUGUAAUACCUUAACCUGUGAAGUUGAUUGCGGUUCGCUGUGAACUAGCUGCUCUCCCCUGGUGAUGUGCUGGUGACGUAAAGCCAUGCCGUUGCUACCUCAGUUACCCCAAAGUAGCAAGAGCCGCGGCAUGGUGUCUGUUUUCAUUUAAAGAUCAAAGUUCCUAGAAAAGGAGUAUGAAAAAUAAAAUGUUUAAACUCCACUUUUGAUUAGUUUGCCAGGUGACUAAAAAGAUGAUUGCAGUAAUGUAGGUGUAUAUAAAAGAAAUCAAAAUAAAGCAACCUUUCAUGCA
This is a messenger RNA of Equus quagga, 1037 nucleotides long. It is a transcript of the gene C8H6orf120, whose product is annotated as chromosome 8 C6orf120 homolog. The record is from RefSeq and is a predicted model, not a curated record. Lineage: Eukaryota; Metazoa; Chordata; Mammalia; Perissodactyla; Equidae. The transcript is spliced from 2 exons. The coding region runs from base 167 to 724 and encodes 185 amino acids.